CCAACAAUGCAUGAUGCCAAACAUGCCGCGAACUGGAGAAAGAAGAAGAAAAAGAUACAACCUUAGCCGCUUGAACUUGAACCUAUGUUUCUCAGUUCCCAUGCAAUCGUUCACACCACAAUCUUCCCCUGCUGCCACCUCUUCAACCGUUCUUCAGAAUCAAAACAAAAAACCUUUAUCACAACCCGCCACGUCACCGUCCCCGAUCAAGAACUUCAACUACGACCCUACUAACCCAUUCCCGAAUCUCGGACCCGAACCCGAACCUGCUGAGCUGGCCUCCGCUUUCGUCUCCCACCGCUUCUUCUUCACUUACCCCGGCCGCUCCAACUCCAUCGUCGAAUCCACCAUCACCGACACCGAUUGCGCUACCUCCUCGUCCUCGCUGGGAAAUCCAGUCGCCACCGUCGACGAAAAGGCGAAAACGGCGCUCGAAGGCAGCGUUGCGGUAGAGAUGUACUCGCUGGACCCCUACGAGGAUUUCCGGCGCUCCAUGGAGGAGAUGGUUGCGGCGAGUCCCGAGUUGAUCGACGUGGAGGCUAAUUGGAAAGAGCUUCUUUUCUGCUACCUCGCGCUCAACCCGAGGAGCACGCACAAGUUCAUCCUCUGCGCUUUUUCUGAUCUUCUUCUAAGCCUCAUGUCGCACUCUUCUCCUCCGCCGCAGGAUGACGGUGCCGGCGAUGUUGCCAUCGGUGGCGAUGGAUGUUCGAAUUAGAUACAGUAACUGUUGACAAGUUGCAUUUGCUUCUGUAAGUUGAAAAAACCUUAAACGUGGGUGCGAGGUAGAGAUUAAUUAGUGGUAUAAUCGACAUUUCGGAAGAAUUAAUUAAUAUUAUAAAGUUUGCU
This is a messenger RNA of Vigna umbellata (rice bean), 846 nucleotides long. RefSeq names its product transcription repressor OFP16-like. The record is from RefSeq and is a predicted model, not a curated record. Gene Ontology annotation, biological process: negative regulation of DNA-templated transcription. NCBI's taxonomy places the organism in Eukaryota, Viridiplantae, Streptophyta, Magnoliopsida, Fabales, Fabaceae.